This is a messenger RNA of Corylus avellana, 1321 nucleotides long. RefSeq lists its product as uncharacterized. The record is from RefSeq and is a predicted model, not a curated record. Lineage: Eukaryota; Viridiplantae; Streptophyta; Magnoliopsida; Fagales; Betulaceae.
UGGUAGACACUAAACCCGACAAACACAUAAGCCUUUCCCAUUCUAUUCUCUCACUCGCAUUCACGUAGGCCAGCACUGCCAUCAAUGACGGAGCCACCGCCUCCACCACCUUUACCUACAACAGAGUCGCUCAUUAGGCGCUACAAGCCCGUUUGGCGUUUCUUCUUGAUCUUCAAUCUCGCUCUUGGAGCUUACAUUUUUGCGGGAGCAAGAAAAAAAGAUGCAAGCAUGGUUCAUAACAGAGCUGCAGAAAAAAGUGUGGGGAAUCGCAAAGCUAAAGCGGAAGUCCCCUCCGAUCCUUUUACAAGUGCAAGUAUCCCAAUUUCUGAAAUUCCAUCUCUUCCUUCCCUAGUACCUGAGCCUGUAAAGAUACAGCAGCCCAUCCCCGAAGAUCAGAAGCUUGAACUUUUCCAGUGGAUGUUGGAGGAGAAAAGAAAAAUCAAACCCAAGGAUCGUCAAGAGCAGAAACAAAUUGAUGAAGAGAAGACAAUUCUCAAACAGUUUAUUCGAGCAAAAUCUGUUCCAAGUCUUUAGUUGAUGCUUCUCUUCAGCCAAUAUCUGUUAUAGAUAACCUGUGACAACUUACAAGGGACCAGCUCCCGGAUUUAGCUGCUCCAUUGUGGGAUUCAUUUUGAACUUCCAGUUAGAUGUAAGUGGCUAGGCUAUAGCUACUGAUCAAAAUACUGAUUAUGAUACCAAUUUUUCCUCUAUAAAAACUAAUUUCUACUUUUUCAUUGAAAGCAAACCAAGUCCUGCUGAACUAAAGAUCUCUUCAGCCAGACCAAUUGGUUUUGCUACAUUAGAUAACAAAGCUAUGUUGAAUGAAAAGUCAUAAUUCCUCCAAAUUAGACUCUGAUAAAAGAUAAACAUUUUUCCAGGCAAAAUGUGGCCUUUCUAUUGAAAAGUCAUGUUGCCCUACAUUAUAUUGAUAAAAGACAGAUAAUGUGUAGGGCAAAAUAUGGCCUUCCAUGAAAGCCAAGGUUUGUCGUUUAGGAAUACUUUUGGUUGAUGCCCACAAAAUACAUUUUCACAAUUUAUGCUAUAUAUAAUUAAUUAUAUGUAUUACCCUAGGAUUAUGUAAGUUUGACAUGUACCUUACCUCAAUUCAUACAAACUUAUGUUUGGGGACUGAGAUCGUGUACAAUAACUCUAAUCUUGGCCGUUCAUUUUAAAUGGACGGCCAAAAAUUUCUCAUGUCAUCUACCAUUUAUCUCAUUUUCGGCCACUUCUUUGCUCACUGCCGCCUCUCGCUCUGUUCUUCUCCCACCUUAUCACCUUUAUUGAGCUUCUAUCUUGCUACUUUCCUCAUCAUUAUCCUAUU